This is a messenger RNA of Mesocestoides corti, 918 nucleotides long. NCBI's taxonomy places the organism in Eukaryota, Metazoa, Platyhelminthes, Cestoda, Cyclophyllidea, Mesocestoididae. The record is from the annotation of a GenBank genome assembly.
AUGUUCACGGGAUGCAAUCGUGAACUUUGCAACGAACAUCCGGCGGAUCCGCAGGACGAAUUGGAAGAUGAGGAGGAGACAACAGAUUCAUCUUCCAAUGAGGCUCUCACACCCGUUUCUGAACUCCACAGAAAGCAGAUAUCCGCACUGAAAGCCCGCCUUACCCAACUAGAGAAGGAAAUGCUUGACUUGGAAGCCCAGGGGGUUGAAAAGGAGCGCGCACUUCGACAGUUGGAAGAGACGGUUGGACAAAACCAGGAAACUUACAUGACACACUUGUCGACAAGUGAGCCGGAUCUCUCAGCGAAGGGGACGAAGUCGGCCUCUUUUUCCACUAAGCGAAAGAAUAAUCCUCGUUGGUGGUGGGUACGGCCGCGGCGACUCCCCCACAAACGAAGCCACGCCCCGCAUGCCACGAAAGUGGGCGUGGAAAUGGCCGAGUGUCCGGAAAGAGUCCACGUCUUCACAGAACUGCUGUCCAUUAUUUCCGAGCGGAACAAGCUAGUAACCCAGGAGGCCAUAAUCAUGGCGGAACUCAAGAAAAUAGAGUUGGAGGCCUAUGAGGAAACCCUUCAGUUGGCCUACGACUCUGUCCAGCGUCCAAGUGCCGAGGCACACCAGCAAGGAAAGUCGAAAAAGAUGCCCUUCAGGUUGCCUAGAGCCACUCGAUCCAGGAAGCCUCGCGUGUGCUCCGCAACUCGAGAGCCGACUGAGGAAUGCAGAGAGGAACAGUUGCGUGACGAAAUAUGGAGGGUUUCGAAGGAGAGGGUGGCUCUGACAGUGGUUCAGGGUGAGACCAUAGAACGUUCGAACAUUCAGGAGUUGAGCGUCAGACAGGCUUUAAAUCGCGACAAGGAUGCCCUGCAUCGCGCCCUAUCCACCCAUCACCGCAUUAACCCUGACGACCAUGACCACUAG